Molecule: messenger RNA, 2307 nt
Organism: Morchella sextelata
Lineage: Eukaryota; Fungi; Ascomycota; Pezizomycetes; Pezizales; Morchellaceae
Exons: 3
Coding region: 1-2307 (768 amino acids)
Biological process (GO): cell differentiation; negative regulation of transcription by RNA polymerase II; anatomical structure morphogenesis
Molecular function (GO): RNA polymerase II cis-regulatory region sequence-specific DNA binding; DNA-binding transcription factor activity, RNA polymerase II-specific
Source: RefSeq, a predicted model, not a curated record
AUGGCAGAGCCAGCUACAACAGCUGCAGAAGCGGAAGCUGGGGUCCUGCGAAGCUUAUUAGAAGAAGGCGAGGAUCCUCCGGGUACUGGUGAUACAGUGGACAUAUCAAUCAUGGCCAAAGACGUCCCGGUCACUUCUUCUGCUCCUACUUCUACUGUUAACGUUGCUGUGGUCCCAAUCGAUGUCGAGCUUAACAGCCUGGUUGCUCAGCAGCAUGCCGCAGCUCACCAGGCGCGGGCAGCAGCUGCGCUGGAGCAAGCUGAUGCUGCUGAAGAGAGACAAAAUCAAGACCAGCAGCAACAGCAGCAACAGCAACAGCAACAGCAGAACCAGCAGCAACAGCAGUAUCACCAAGAUCCUACAUCACCACAGCUUCAGCAGCAGCAACAAAUGACGCUGGCUUCGAAUUCUCCCCCACCUGCUACUCCUGCACAGGAUUCACCACGACAGCCAGCUGCAUCUGCUCCACAGACAGCACCUAUCGUAAUACCUUCUUCGACAACAGAUAUGGAAGACGAGACGUCAUUGACACCCGGCUCCCCCGACUUGACGUUGUCAUCCGUGCCACCCAGCAUGAGUAUUUGUCUAUGUCAGCAGCCCGCUCGCAUACCAAGACCUCGAAACGCUUUCAUCUUGUAUCGACAGCACAACCAGGCGGCCGUCGUUGCCCAUCACCCUGGAAAGCCGAACCCUGAAAUAUCAAAGAUAAUCGGAGAGAUGUGGCGCACAAGCCCACAGGAUGUCAGAAACAUAUGGCAGAAGCACGCGGAUGAUGAAAAAAAACAACAUCUUCUUCGAUAUCCCGAUUAUCGAUACCAGCCUCGGAGAAACGGUAAAAAGAAUGCCGCGGCUGCAGCUGCAGCCUUUUCAUCUGCAGGCACGGGUGGUGCGUUGUCACCGUCGAUUGAAACCACCAUAUGCUCGUUCUGCGGCGGCCGCACAGGAACUCUUUCUACACCACAGACUCCCGGUACCCCUUCUUCUGCGGUCCCCAAAACCCCGAGAUUGCCGCCACCGCCACAUAUCUCCAGGCCACCCUCUGCCGCACCUCCGCCGGCGAAGAAGAGACGGACAGGGAGCUCUGAGGAUCCUAUUCCUCAGGCCAGCCCUGAGGCAGGCUCAUCUAGUGGUGUAGGGGUCGUUGACCAGGCUGGCGUAGAAGCGCUUCUGCAGCUUGGCCACCUCCAAAACGAGGACGAGUCAAAUGCUGUGGUUGUUACAGAGCUUCAGACGCCGGUCAAGAAGCGGAAACUGAAUGAAGGCUCCCCAAUGACUGGAAUGAUGGGGCCAGGUUCACUACAGCAGGGUUUCUAUACUCACCUCUCACAGUCUGCGCACGAUCCAAAUAUUGACCCAUUCCUCCGGCAAAACGGACUCGAAAGCGAGUCGCCUACAACAGCCACAAGCUUGGAUCACGAGAGUAAUCUGGCCGCCACCUCGCAUUACCAUCAGUUGCCCAAUUUUACGACUCAGCUACCGGACGCAUACGUGAUUAAGUCUAUCCCCAUCCUCGAGAAGAUCAACGCAUUCAGCAAAAUCUGUAAACCUCUCCCUUCCAUGUCUGGGCCAGGCUUUCCCCGCCUGCCCAUAGUCGCAAUCGAAGGUGAAGACGUUGAAACAGUGACCGAACUCUUCCAUGCCCUUGCAAAGGACAUUCGGAAAUCCGAGCCGAUACAUGUGAUUGACGAACCAGAGCUAUUCACGCCUACAGUGGCAGAGGAGACAGCUGACAUAGAAGGACUUCUCAUCCCCACUGGCCUUGACUCCUCUAGCACCGCCUCUCUGGUCCCUGUAAGCAGCACCAAGGACAAAGACCGGCACGACGACGACGAUGAUGCCGCGCGAUACCUCUCUCACGUUGCUUCAUGGCGGCGGCGCUGCGCCGAAAUCAAGAAGGCCGUGACCUCUCCCCCGGGAGGCGACGGCGCCGCCCCCGUGACGAUGAACUUUGGGGAGGAUUCGGCCGUGGAUGCACCGAGCGUGGUGCUGGUCAAUCGCUAUAUGGUUUCGCGCAGCGACGUUGCUGCGGCCAGGUUGGCGGCCGACGGGCUGACGCCAUUGCAGCAUUGGCAGUGGUGCGCGACAGUAUGGAGAGGGUGCGUAGGCCCAGACAUGACCAUCUAUGUCAAUCCUGUACCUGAGGGCGGUGUUCGGAGCGAGGAGGCAGUCGAAGUGCGGGAUAGCGGGCGGAUUGUGUUUGUGCGCAAAGAGGAGGGGGUUCGAAAGGAGUGGGAUGAAAAAAUCGUGAGGAGACUAGGGUUCGAGGUGGGGGAAGUAGUUAGAAGCCUGAGGGGAUUCGGUGCGUGA